GGGGGUCUGAAGGAGGCAGGAGACAGACUGGGACUCUUGGACAGACGCACUGGGAUCGUUGGCUCUCUCCCAGUCAGGAGAGCAGACACUCUGCCUGACAUGCUGGAUAUUGAUGCCGACGCACUGGAUGAGGAGUCUGGACCAGAUUUGGGUUUGAUCAUACAACACAUGGAGCUCGUUCCCAGAUAACUCAGAGGGACUUUCUGCUGCCCUGAAAGGAAAAUGGAGAUUUUACAACUGAGAGUGCAACAAUGAAUCAGGAUAUGCACUCCAGAUAACUAUCAGCUGAAGAGCGAUACACUAAAAUGCUGGCUUGCCUGAGAUCUUCUGUCUGAGAUAUUAUUGGCUUAAAUACUAAUAGUAAAUAAGGUAUUUGUAUUUAGUCACUUUGUGACCUGUCAGAGAAACCUUUCUUUGAAGUGAAGUACACCUGGAUCCAGUGGAUCCGACUAUUUUCUAGGUAAGCUCAGCUGGAGUCUACACUGGCUUAGAGAUGACUGGAGCCCUGCACACUGGACUCAUACUCUUCUCAAUUGUGGUGGUUUGUGAGAGUGAGCCAACACAUGCUGGGCCAGACAGAGAUGGGGACUCACGUGGGCAAUCCAGACUGGUCCAUAUAACUUCACACUGGGCCUUCCAGUUGGUCAAUGACUCACUGGCCUUCUCCAGGGCUGACAGCUUCUGCAGAGGCCAGUUCAGCUCCCUCGCCACCCUGGACAAGCCGGAGGACCGGGAUGGAGCCUUAGAACUGCUUCGGCAAACUGGACUUCACUCACCUAUCUGGGUGAGGAAUCCCAGUAAAGCAUCCUCCAAACCUGUGGCCCUUUCCAAACAAUAUGUACAGUUCUCAGCUCUAAACUUUCCAAAGGAAUCCAGUGAGGGCUUUGCUCGUGUCAACAUGUCCUUUCCUGCUCUAUCGUCUGUCAGUGUGUGUGUUCGUGUUCAGUGGAACCCAGAGUGGAAUGAGGUGUCCACCAUCUUCUCUUACGCCGCACCUGUCUUCACCAAUGAGUUCCAGCUAAGAGGCCAAGUGGACAUGCAGGGACGCAUCCUCUUGGCACUCAUCAUCCACGGAAAGCACCUGCCAUAUAAAGCAUCUUUCCCCAACGAUGGAGCUUGGCAUCACGUCUGUGUCACGUGGCACCGGAACAGGAGCCACUGGGCUAUCUAUGUAGACGGGGACAUGAAGGACAUGGGCUCUGGCACAGACAAUUCCAGGGAUAUCUAUGGGGAUGGCAUACUUAUUCUGGGUCAGGACCAAGAUUCAUUUGGAGGGAAUUUCACAGAGCCCUUUUUUGGAAAUAUCACUGACCUGAAUGUUUGGAAUAUAUCUUUGGAAAAAUGGCAUGUCCGUGCCCUGAAUGCAUGUUCUGCCAUUACACCGGAAGUGCUUUUCAGUUGGAAGCUUGAUCAUCUAAGCAGCCACCCAGUGGUGAAAGAGGUGCAGGCCCUUCUGCAUUGCCCAGCACUGAGCCAGCAGAUGGAGCUGCAGGGCUGCAGGACUCUCCAGGGCUGGGCGGAUCAGCUCCCACAGUUCGGCCUGACAGACUGUUCUGAUCCACUGCCAUUCAUCUGCAGCAGCAGCAGAGAGCGAUACCUGAAGAUAAAGCAAAUGAGUGAUUCUCAGAACUCGCAGCCCACUGCCUUCAUGAACCAUCUGAUGGAGCUCUCCAACCAAACCCAGGUAGUGCUGGGGCAGCAGCCGUCAGGGCUGAGCAGCCUGGCCCAGGCAUCUGCCCUGCUGGAUGUCUCUUUCCAGGCCCUGGAGGACACCCAGCAGGAGGGUCUUCAGCCAACAGACAUGGUGUCCCUCAUCCAGCUGCUGUCUCUGGCUGCUGAAGUCCCCACACAGCCUCUCGUCGAUGCCACCAACCACAGCCAGGACAACAUCCAGGAGCUCAGCCAGAACUUCAUCAGUGUGGCUGACAGCAUCAUCAGUGAAGACAACGCCCUCAAGUGGCAGGCCAUCAAAGAGGUGGUGAACGGCCCCAUGGAUGUGGUCAAGAGUAUUGCCCGGAUGGUGACCGGCCUGAGCCCUCGCUUGAUGGCAGAGACUGAUCGCCUGACAAUUCACAGUCCGAACAUCAAACUGGAGGUACAGCAGCACAGGCUGCAGGAAGGAUCCAAAGGAUCAACCUUCUGUGGGCCUGAGACAGAAAAACGCACCAACCUAGACUGUAUUUCAGUCCCACAUCAGAAGAUACAAGAUCUCCAUAACAACGGCUUCAAUAAGCUCACGUUGGUCAACACGUGGUACGGCUCUCUGCGGCCUCUUUUCAAUCCUGAAGAGAACAUCACUAUGGUUCCUACCGUCACUGACGGCAGCCAGAGGUAUUUGGGCACCGUCCUGGGCUCUUCUGUCAUAUCCACCACAGUGCUGGGAGACGACCAGCCAGUUAGCACAGCAGUUCGUUUCCAGCUCCAGCACCGAGUACAGAAUCCUGCUGGUACUGUGUAUGAUCCAGUGUGUGCCUUCUGGGAUUUUGAUCUCACUCCGGAGGCUGGUGGGUGGUGGAAUACCAAAGGCUGUGAGGUAGUGUCCAAACAAUAUGGAUACACCACGUGCUACUGCAACCACACCACCAAUUUUGCAUUGCUGCUCCAGGUUUACGAAGCCCAGAGGAGUCCAGAGAACGAAAAAGCUCUGCAGGUGCUGACGUUUAUCGGCUGUGGAGUGUCUCUGUGUGGCCUCCUCUUCACCUUCAUCCUCUUCAUCGCUGUGGGUGUCCCUAAAUCAGACCGUACCACUGUCCACAAGAACCUGAUUGUUGCUCUGGGCAUCGCAGAGCUGCUGUUGAUUUGCAGUGACUGGGCAUCUGCCAAUGAGGCAGCAUGCUAUGUGGUAACUGCACUACUCCACCUUUUCUUCAUGGCUUCCUUCUCUUGGAUGCUGGUCGAGGGCCUGCUGCUCUGGAGCAAAGUUGUGUCAGUCAACAUCAGUGAGGAUCGCAGGAUGAAGCUCUACUACAUCAUCGGCUGGGGACUUCCUGUUCUCAUAGUUGGGGUAACACUGGCGGUAUCAGUGGACGAGUACAAGGCAGAUGAUCACUGCUGGCUCAAUGUGAAGACUGACACGAUCUGGGCCUUUGUGGGUCCUGUUAUAUUUGUCUUGGCGGUCAAUGCAGUUGUGCUGUGUCGGGUUGUCAUGGUGACUGUCUCCAGUGCUCGUCGUCGUGCUAAGAUGCUCAGUCCAAGCUCAGCAUCAAAGAUGCAGGCCUUUGACCUCACCUGGGCUGUGACUCGACCAGUUCUUAUCCUGCUGCCAGUACUGGGUCUGACCUGGUUGUGUGGAGUCCUGGUCCAUCUGUCUGUGGUGGUUGCCUAUAUCUUCAUCGCUCUCAAUGCCUUCCAGGGCCUGUACAUCUUCUUCGUGUAUGCUGUUUACAACAGUGAGGUGAGGAAUGCCAUAAAGAGGAUCAAAGAGAAGAGGAAGGCCUUAUCUUUCACGAACUGUUCCCAGCCAACCAGCUUCCUACCCUCCCAGAGGGCCCCGAUUACCUCCUGGGGCCGCAGUCCUCCAACCCCCUCCAGCCCUGAGACCAGUGAGACCUCUGGACCCACCAGCUCCACCUCCACAUCACUGGUCAUUAAGAAUGAGAGCUUCAGAAAGGAGAGCUUUGUGAGUUUCUCUUUAAAACCUGCAUCAGGAAACCAAGUGGUCCAGCUGACUGGGUUCAAGCAAUCAGGUUGUUGAACUGCAGAGUGGAGUGGAACCUGAUACUCAGUUACAACGAACAUGCACCACAGUGAAAGAAGAGGGACACACACACACAUGCUGAGAUGGAGUGUGGAAGAGAAAGCAAGAAGGAAGGAUGAAGAAGUUCAAUCUUCUCUCACACCGGCACCAUUCUGUUCUCAGAUCAGAUCAAUGUUCUUUCAACUAUGUGUUUUCUAAGUCCAAAAAUCUUUUGACAAUGUAGUUGACUAUCUGGCAGCCAUAUUGGAGGUUCUCAGCUAUGGAACAAUGAAGUAACGCAUCUCUGACCUAAUGUCCACACAUCAAUAAGAAACUAACAAGUUCUCCCAUGUGUUCCUUGUUGUCUUACAGCAGUGUGACCUCUUUAAGGCACAAAUGAGUGGCUUUGUUUUAGAGGCUAAAGCUAAAAACAAAGACAGUGUAUUGCAACCCAGUGACCUUAAAGGAUGACUUCACCCACAGCACAAACUAAAAGGUUUCUGAGUAGAAUGAAGCAGAUCUUUUUAUUCUUUUAUGUUAUUGCUUGGUACUGACUGACUGACCUUUUCAAAAGACAAUUACUUAUCUAUUUAUGAGGAAUCCAUCCAUGGAAACUGUACAUAUUUGUUUCUCUGAAUUAUUCUGUAUGAUCAGGACAUUGUAUCUGGAGAGACUUCAUUGUUCCAUGUAAAGACUCUAUCUACAUGGCUCGAUUAAUGUUCGUGAACUAACCCCUACAUUUCUAAACAAAUAUUACUUUUAUUUAAAAUAUUAGCAGCUUACUAACACACACACAUACACACACACACACAGCAACUAUCAGCAAUGACUGUAUUGUCUGGCACACACAGUCUCCACUGGACCUCCAUAAUAGUGUAUACUUGUGGUUGAUCUGAAAGCAACUGUUGCUGUCCUUUAAAUGUCUAUAGAAUGACACGUACUGCAUGUACGAUCUCAUCAGCCCAUAUGUGAGUAAUUCAUCAAUGCAGGCCUUCAUUCUCACUUAUCUGUCCUCAUGCUUCAUGUAUAUAGCUCUAAAGUUCAACAGUAACUCACGCUCACCAGAAAGAACAAAGACCUGUGGUUUGAUAUAUGUCUCUUCUCAAACAUUUUCAGCAUUGCAAUGCAUUUAAUAAUACUGGACCACUGGAGCUCAAUGGGCAUGGAGGUGUAAAGCACAAACAGCAGACAGCAGAGGGAUGCUGUGAGUGUGAAACGCUUGCGUUAACAUCCCAGAUAUAUUCUGAACUCUGCUGGGCUUGUAGAUAGUCUGACCUGCCAGGAAUCAAGCUGUAGUUGCUGUAUAGCUUCACAUAAGAAUCACAGUUGUUGAUGUUAGCUACUGUACUCUGAAGGCCUGCUCUGUCUCUGUUGUUGUUAGACAUCUUGGUGUAUUCUUCGACUGGUAGAUGAGCAUCUGAGGAACAAAUCAAAUUCCUUUUUGUUCUCCCAUGAAAUGUAGUUAGUCCUUAAAAUAUGAGUGUAUAUACAAUAUAUAAACAUAGCUCAAAAUAUGAGAAUAAAAUGACAAAGGUCACAGUAAGAUUGAUGUCUGUUUUUGAGACAUUGAAUGACGACUUUCUAUAACAUUUGUUUAAUGUUUCUGGCGACAUCAGCCACACUCGGACUGCUGUACUGAAUCUUGUAAAUACGAGCUCUGUAUCAUUUGUGCAAAACUGAUGAACGCUAUGCAAUAAUAGCCGACACACACAAGUGGAGCUUUACUUCACUGAAUUUUAUUGGUUUGAUGCUAUUACAAUAAAAUAUAUUUAAAGAAAAAAACAAAAACAAAAUGUUUUGGUCACUUUCACUUUUGGGAUUAAAACACUUCAGUUUAAGACGGGACAGACUGUCAACUCACAGGAAAAUAAACUAAGAGCAAAAACAAAGGCAAUAUCAAGAGAAUCAAUUGCACAACAGUAGCGAUUUGACCUCAACGUAAAGCGGAGAACUUUUGCGGUGUUGAAAUGUAUCUUCAUCUUGCAGUAGAUAUUUACUUCACAACAUAAAUAUACUGUACAGAGUGAUAACACACAGCUGUCUCAACAGGAAAAAACAGGAUGUGUGUGUGUGUGUGUGUGUGUGUGUGUGUGUGUGUGUGUGUCUAUUUUCAGGCAGACAUUAAGUUAAGGCAGGUGGAGUGAUUGUCUACGAUACCUUGAAAUGGCCGACGCUGCCACGUCAAUGGACGAACAAGGAAUGAUUUUAAAUGUCCAUAGUGAGAGUUGAGCUGCACAAUAUUACAAACGCUGCUUUGACUGAGUCAUUGUUUUUAAGUUGGUCCUGGUGUCAGUGAAUAUCAGUUACAUUGUCAUCAUCGCUGAGAGUCGUGCUUUAAAAAAAAAAAAAGGCUGUGUCACACAGAUCUGUCCAGUUUGGGACAAAA
Messenger RNA from Larimichthys crocea (large yellow croaker), 6062 nucleotides. RefSeq names its product adhesion G protein-coupled receptor D2 (gene adgrd2). The transcript has 25 exons. NCBI's taxonomy places the organism in Eukaryota, Metazoa, Chordata, Actinopteri, Sciaenidae. The record is from RefSeq and is a predicted model, not a curated record. Gene Ontology annotation, molecular function: G protein-coupled receptor activity. Gene Ontology annotation, cellular component: plasma membrane. The coding region runs from base 494 to 3694 and encodes 1066 amino acids. Gene Ontology annotation, biological process: adenylate cyclase-activating G protein-coupled receptor signaling pathway; cell surface receptor signaling pathway.